CAGCUUCCAGCUGGUCGCUUCCCAGGCUUUUUCCGGGUAACGCAAGUCGUCGGUCCUGGCACGGAGGUGCGAGCCCAAGCCUCUUGCGCCACUAGGCCGCGGAAAGAAGCGUCCGUCCUGUGGCGGGUGGAAGUGGGUGGCCGCGGACAGCAGGAGUGGCCAUAAGGAGAACUUUACCACCUUGAAGAUUAAAGUGUAGUGGUUCUGAGCUAUUCUCGGUCCAAAUGUCUGCAAAACUGAGAGCAUCAACACUCCUUCCACAAAAUUCUAAGGAGCCUGAUAGCUUCCUGGUAGUGAAGGUGGACGGUGAUGAUGAGCAGGCCUGUGAUCUAGACUAUAGCCCAGAGACCUUCCGUCAGCGGUUCAGGCAGUUUGGCUACCAGGAGUCCUCUGGGCCCCGAGAGGCUCUGACCCGGCUCCGGGAGCUUUGCCAUCAGUGGCUGAGGCCAGAGAUGCACACCAAGCAAAAGAUUCUGGAGCUGCUGGUGCUGGAGCAGUUCCUGACCAUCUUACCAGAGGAACUGCAGGCCUGGGUGCGAGAUCACCGACCAGAGAAUGGAGAGGAAGCCGUGUCUGUGCUAGAGGAGCUGGAGAAAGAGCUUGAUGAGCCAACUGAGCAGGUCUUUUUUGGACAAAAUGAGGACUCGCUUGCUGAGAAACUAGUGCCUUGUGAAAUCAGUCAGCAUCAGAUACCACGUAGUCGGCACAAGCCUGCAAAGCAGCAGCAGCAGUCGGCAUCAUGGGAGCUUCACUCCUUCAAACGGAACGAUAAAGACACCAGAACUAUAAAAGUGAAAUCAGCUUCAAGGCAAAAGACUUCUCCAGGCAAAGAACCACAUUAUGAUGUUUCUAACACCCUUCAUAUGAAUGCUUCCCAGAGAUUCACAUACAGGAGAACCUGUGGACAAAAUGAAUGAAAAUGGGGUCUCUGGUUCUCACCAUUCCCACCUCUGAAGACCUUGGGUUGCACCAAUUAUUCUCCCUCUCUUCAUCCUUGGCCUUCCAUGAGGAUCCAUCUCUUCAACUUUAAAUUUGCUGAUGGGAUCCACCUUCCAAUGCUAUCUAUACUUUUCUAGAAUGUCCUUACAAAAUUCAAGACGAUGACUAAUCUCUGAAUGAAGGAGAGCAAAGUGACCCUUAACUUCUGUAUUUGCAUCCAUUUCUUUUAACCAGUGAUCUUUCUAAAGCAAAUUUGAUGUCCUUUCUUUGCUUUAACACAUAGGCUUUCCAUUGCUUUUAACAUAAAGUCAGAAUUCCUAAACAAGGUUUUUGAGGCUUUUCUGGAUCUGACCUCAGCUAACUACUUUAGCUUUAUCUCUUGCCAUUGCCUCUUUUAUACUCUAUACUGAAGACAUUCCAAACUAAAAGUCCUUAUGCCUCUGGGCCUUUGAAUGGUCCUUUUGAACUCUUAAUUAGCAUCUAAACUUUACUGAAUGUCUAUGUUCAUCAGGUUUUAGCUUGGAUGCCACGUCCUCCAGGAAGCCUACCCUAACACCCCAAGGUUAUGUUGAGACCACUAUCAUAUCCCUCUAUUGAUUCCAUAGCAAUCUGUUUUUAUCCCUGGUAUUUGAUUUAUCACAGAAAAUGAAGUAUUUUAAAAAUAACAAACUGCAAAUAUGGCCCCAAGGAAUAGGAGGAGGAGAACUGAUACUCUGGGAAGAAAGAAGUGAUGAGAUAGCAAAAGAGAAAAAACCCUCCUGGCACUGGGAAUGGUGAGACAUGGUAUCAUACACAAGUGUCCUUUCAUUUCUGCACCCAACCUCUGCAGAAAUGGUGGUGGUGGGGGGUGGGUUGGAGAGAACUUGAAGGGGGACAGGGCCGAGCCUACUUGCCAUUGAGUGCAUUGGCAGAACAAUUGCUGUCCUGUACUCUAACAUUGGGUUAUUGUAGAUAUGGUAAUGCAAUGUUAGACAAAGGGCCUCUGCCAGCUAAUGUGGCUUAGAAGAUAUUCAGCAGUUCUCCAUGCCCAACAGGGGCCUUUGAAAAUAGUUGAAUGUACCCCCUGUUAUUAAUUAUAAAAAUAACUGAUUGUACCAUUGCACGAAAUAACUUUGUGGAUCUUUUAGCUAAGAGCUGCAGGAUGCAACAGGCCAGAAUCAGCUUUGAGUCUCAGCCACACUUUAGAGGAGUGGCCAAGACCAAGGGGUAAGCAAAUCACUAAGGAAGGGAUACUUGCCUCUGGCAUAGCCAAAAAAAACAAAAAACAAAAAACAAGCCAGAUCAUUUGCUGCAGGUUUGGUGAGCAAGUACCACAGCAGACUAGCUGCAAAGAAUAGAGACUAGAGAAGAUCAGGAGGACAGCAAGCCUAUCUGAAACCCAGUCCACAGCAACACUUCACUUAUGAUGAUGUAAACCCCCUACUAGACAUCCAGAUGACAGGAAAGGGUAGAUGGAGUUGAACUUAAAAUGGACUGAAUAAUCCAAUUCUUUCACCCCACCACCCCAUGCCCAAUGGGGUGGAAAUUCAAGAAGCAAAAACAUCAGUUAUAAAAAUAAGUUUCAUUUUCCUUUGCAUAUUUGAGAAGCAAUGUGAUAAUUUUUUAUUCCACUAAAGACACUAUAUUUGCUAGUGUAUCUGUAGCAUCUUACUACACUGAUGGACAGUUACUGCAAUGGAGUAUGGGGGGGGACUCAAUAAUACGGGUGAAUGUAGUAACCACAUUGUUUUUUCAUGUGAAACCUUCAUAAGAGUAUAUAUCAAUAAUACCUUAAUUUAAAAAAAGACUAUAUUUGCUUCUGUGUUGAUCCCACCAUUUUAUGUUUCCUGAGAGGAUGGGCUGGCUCAUUCAUUGGUGUUUCUCAAGCAUCUGGCACAGUAUAUGGCCCAUAAUAGGCACUCAAAUACUUACAGAAUGAAAAUAUUUGCAAAUCAUGUACUUGAUAAGGGCUCAAUAUUCAGAAUAUAUAGAGAACUCCUACAACUGAUGAAAACAAAAGCCCAAACAACUCUUUGAAAAUGGGCAAGGGCAAGAAUAGAUAUUUCUUCAAAGAAGACACACAAGUGGACAAUAAGUACAGGAAAAAUGCUCAAUAGCACUGAACAUUUGGGAACUGCGAAUCAAAACUACUGUGGGAUACCACCUCAUACCUACUGGGAUUUCUAUGAUUAAAAAUAACAAGUGUUGGCAAGGAUGUGGAGAAAUUGGAACCCUUGUUCAUUGCUGAUGGGAAUGUAAAAUGGUACUCACUGGAAAAUUUUGGUAGUUCCUCAAAAAGCUAAAUAUAGAAUUACCAUAUGAUCCAAUAAUUCUACUCCUAAGCAUAUAUCCAAAAGAAUUGAAAGCAGGGACUCAAAACAAUACUUGUACAACUGUGUUCAUAGCAUUAUUCACAAUAGCAAAAAGGUGAAAGUGACCCAAGUGGUCAUCAAUAGAUCAGCAAAAUGAAGUAUAUAUUUAUAUACAAUGGAAUAUUAUUCAGCCUUAAAAGGCAAUGAAAUUCUGAUACAUUCUACAACAUGGAUGAACCUUGGAAACAUUAUGCUAAGUAAAAUAAGCCAGACACAAAGAGAUAAAUAUUGUAUGAUUCCACUUUCAUGAGGUACCUAGAAUAGGCAAAUCUAUAGAGGCAAAAAGUGGUUACUAGUGUUCAGCAGAGAAAGGAGUAAAUUUUUGUUUUAUGGGUCUAGAGUUUCUGUUUGGUGUGAUGAAAAAGUUAUGGAAAGUGGUAUUGAGAUGGUUGCACAUUAUAAAUAUACUUAAUGCCACUGAAUUGUAUACUUCAAAAUGGUAAAUUUUAUGUAUAUUUUAUGAUUAAAAACAAUCAUUGGAGGAAACAAAAAGAAAACUACUUUUAUAUAGUUCCUGCCCUGAGAAACUUUGUAUUCUAGCAAAAAAUAAAUAAAAAGAAGAAGAAACUAUGGAAUGAAUGUUGUUGAAAAGCAGAGGAUCUGGAAGAUAAAAUCCAGAUGAGUGUUUGGUGAAAGGACUAAUGUGAGUCGAAAUAAUAUUCUCUUUGCCACUAACACUGAGCACAGGCAAGGAUUAGACAAUUGCAGCAGUUUUAGAAGAUGAUUCAAGUGGACUAUAUAGGCCACAAAUCUUGGAUGGCUAGCAAAUAACAUUAUAAUUAGUUGUAGUAUCCAUCUUUAAAUCAAAGCACUUUUAUAAAGAAAUUAAUUAAUUGCUAUAUUGAUUCCUGAUCUGAACACAGCUUUUGAGGUCUGAUUCCUGAAAUGUUACCUAUUGGAUGUAUUUUAUUAUUUGGGUCUCUUAAUCUUGAGUUUGAAUUUAGCCCAGAUUAACUGCCUUGUUUUCUCUGAAGGAUUAUUUUUAUUUGAAGGCAACAAAGAUAUUGAGUGGUAGCUUAUAUAAGGUGUGGAAUUCUAGUGUCAGGCUAAUGACCAACCAGGUAUACAUCUGUUGUCUCUUCCUAUGAGGAUUGGCUGGCUCCAGUUUAUUGCAGGAGCUGUCAGGAUUCUAGGUAGAAUAUUUCCAUUUGGUAGACAUUCCCAUGUCAGUGGGGCUGUAUCAGAAAUGGAUUAGUCUGUUAAACUUUGCUUUGAUUCAUUGACUAUACGAAGUCUUGUCAGUUAGGUGGUUUUACAGUUUGACUUCUCAAUAUUCAUUCAACUCAAAAUGAUUACUCUAAGCUAAUCAUGGUAACCCUAUUCCACCUGCAAGUAAUUUUGAUUUAGGAAUGCGUGUAUCACCCAAUGAGACAUUAGAAGCCUGCUGCAUAACUUCUGGGAAAAGUUUGCUUUCUUCUAAAAGGGAGACUGUCUUGCCAAUGUGUUUCAGCUCUGGACAAGUUGGAUUCAGUGAGACCAAAAAAUGACAGUGGAACAUUCUUGGGGUGAAAGGGUUUGUACCCAACUUCAUUCCCACAGAGGCAGGCCAUCCACUCCGAGCAAGUCUGCAUGUAGCAAGCCAGUCUAUGCCUCUGGGCCUCUCUGCCCCUGCAGCCAUCUCAGUCUCUGUCCUCAGCACUGCCACCACUCUAGC
Molecule: messenger RNA, 4944 nt
Organism: Manis javanica (Malayan pangolin)
Lineage: Eukaryota; Metazoa; Chordata; Mammalia; Pholidota; Manidae
Source: RefSeq, a predicted model, not a curated record